This is a messenger RNA of Conger conger (European conger), 1475 nucleotides long. RefSeq names its product dexamethasone-induced Ras-related protein 1-like. The coding region runs from base 131 to 931 and encodes 266 amino acids. Gene Ontology annotation, molecular function: GTPase activity; GTP binding. NCBI's taxonomy places the organism in Eukaryota, Metazoa, Chordata, Actinopteri, Anguilliformes, Congridae. The record is from RefSeq and is a predicted model, not a curated record. The transcript has 2 exons.
GUGCGAAAACAAGCGUGCCAUCCCCAUCUUUUCGGUGAAUAAAAGAGGCGGUUGGCUCUCGUCUACCUCUCUUGUGCUUAUAUUUCAACGCGCUCUCGAUAACGCAUCAAAGCAAAAACAAUUGGCCAAAAUGAUUAAGAAAAUGACGCCCUCAGAGAAUGAGUUUGACAUACCGGCUAAAAACUGCUACAGGAUGGUAAUUCUGGGAUCCACAAAAGUUGGAAAAACAGCUAUCGUAUCCCGGUUUGUGACCGGCAGGUUCGAAGAUCAGUACACACCAACCAUCGAAGACUUUCACAGGAAAUUCUACAGCAUCAGGGGAGAAGUUUACCAACUAGACCUGUUGGACACGUCUGGAAACCAUCCGUUCCCUGCAAUGAGGAGGCUGUCCAUACUUACAGGUGAUGUCUUCAUUCUGGUGUUUAGUCUGGACAACAGAGAGUCUUUUCGGGAAGUACAGCGGCUGAAACAGCAGAUCUUCGAGACCAAAUCUUGCCUGAAGAACAAGACAAAAGAGAACGUGGACGUCCCGCUGGUGAUCUGCGGGAACAAGGGCGACCGAGAGUUCUACAGAGAAGUCCAGAGGGACGAGAUCGAGCAUCUCAUCGCCGGGGACGACCAGUGCGCCUACUUUGAGAUAUCAGCCAAGAGGAACACUAACGUGGACAAAAUGUUUCAGACUCUCUUCACAAUGGCUAAACUGCCCAACGAGAUGAGCCCGGACAUGCACCGUAAGGUGUCCGUGCAGUACUGCGACAUGCUUCACAACAGAAAGUCCAUCAAAAACAAGAAAUUCAAAGACAGUGACGCAUAUGGGAUUGUGGCGCCCUUCGCCCGGCGACCCAGUGUGCACAGUGACUUAAUGUACAUAAAAGAGAAGGCGAUUGGCGGCGGUCAGGGGAAGGACAAAGAGAGGUGUGUCAUCAGCUAGAACCGAACCAGAACUCGGCAGUACAUGAGAACCUCCUAGCCAGAGCGCCGGAGCCGUGCAGGCGUAGACUUGAUGCCUGAUGCGGGAGAGUUUGCUCUGCUUCCCGUGGCUAAAAAGUGGAAUCCGGGAGAACUGAGACGCAGAAAGACGCCGCGCCUUUCCAGGCGGCUAAACUUCACCGACUUGAGUCGUGAGACGCCUCGCCAAACGGUUGCGCGCGUGAUGUCAGACUUUAAACAAGAAUGUAUUAUUCUGUGGGUCCAGACAACUAGAAAUGUGAUGUGGCUUAAAAUCAGUUAAGACUCUUACCAACAUGCUGUAAAAUGUGUUCUUAAAAAAACGUCUUAUCUGCCUUUGAUGACAAGUGAAACUCCAUGGGUGGAGUGCAAUGUCCGGAAUACUACUGUUUACAUUUUGUGAUAGGCUAUAUAUUUUAUAACACGGAACUUGAAUGUUUGUUGCAACUUGAACAAAUCUUAUCGUGAAUGUAUUUAUUCUUAUGUCAACGUUGACCUUUUCUAAAAUAAAAACGUUCAAAUAUAAA